This is a messenger RNA of Symbiodinium sp. CCMP2592, 978 nucleotides long. The record is from the annotation of a GenBank genome assembly. NCBI's taxonomy places the organism in Eukaryota, Dinophyceae, Suessiales, Symbiodiniaceae.
AUGGAAGAGGGCCUCCCGGAGCAGGUGGGACCUGCUUUGCCAACAAGAGCGCCGGGAAUGGAACGAACCUCUGUGGAGACUCCCGAGCUGGAAGCGUUUCCGACGCCGACGCUCCUGACAUCCAAGAACUUGCAGGCUGCGGCUGUGGAGGGAGAGGCGCACAAGCUCGAGAUCCGUCAGGAGGUCAAAUCCCCGUCGGCACGCACAGGAAGCAGUGAUGCCACGAAUGGGGCAUCGCAGUUCACCUUCUGUGGAGUGGAUGUCACACCAGCCCUGCCCGUGGUGCUGCCAACUUCGACGGUCCUGUCUUCGAUGAUCACGUUCUUCCUUCUCUGGAAAUCUCACAUGGUCAUCAUGGCAAGCAUCUUUGCCGUCCUGUCGUUGGCCACUCAUACAUUCAUGGGGUACAGUGCCAUUGCAGAUCCGGGGCAGAUGGAGGAGGAUCCCGCGGAGGGUGGGGAGCUCCCACCACGUGCUCACAGGUCGUGGCUGUAUCCCAGGCCCAUCCUGAGGCACGAUCACUACUGUAAGUGGAUCCAUAAUGUGAUCGGCCUGAGAAAUCACCGUGCUUUCAUGGCGAUGCUGGUUGGUAUGGCCCUGCUCGGCAUGGCAGGCUUACUGGUGGAUGUGUGGUUUCUCGCGACCUUCCUUGUCAAGGGCGUGCAAGCCCAGCUGAUCCUGCUGCUAUGUUUGUUGCACGUGGGCUACAGCUUGAUCUUCCUGCGCCUGGAGCUGCAAGUCCUGUACAUUCAACUGGGCCUCGUCUCGAGGAACGAGUUGAACUCCGAGUGGAAGGAGGACAAGUUCUGGACCGCUCCAAGCGGAGUAUCUGCCAAAGACUUGGACGUCGAAGAGUACAAUGCCCUCUUGGACAACGAAGCGCUGGUGUACGAUGCAAGCAGGAACCGCUUCGACAAGGGACUGUUCAACAACUGCUGGGCAUUUUGGUGCCGCUCGCGCGAAACUGGCGACUGGUGA